This is a messenger RNA of Phalaenopsis equestris, 963 nucleotides long. Its product is annotated as protein COFACTOR ASSEMBLY OF COMPLEX C SUBUNIT B CCB4, chloroplastic. Gene Ontology annotation, cellular component: chloroplast. NCBI's taxonomy places the organism in Eukaryota, Viridiplantae, Streptophyta, Magnoliopsida, Asparagales, Orchidaceae. Bases 97 to 963 code for a protein of 288 amino acids. The transcript has 6 exons. The record is from RefSeq and is a predicted model, not a curated record. Gene Ontology annotation, biological process: cytochrome b6f complex assembly.
CUAAAAAAUAGGAUUAAAAAAAAAAAUUGGAGUAUAAAUUCCAAGAAUGGCAAUACUCGUAAUUUUUAAUUGGAAUUGUUACAGAGCUACUGAUCUAUGGAAGCGGGACUGCUUCCCCUUAUCUCUACUCUCUCUUCCUCGUGGAGCUGCCCUCCUACGCGCCAUCAAUCCCGUUUCCUCUCAAAAUUUCGCUCCGUUCAAUUCGUAUCUUCGUUAUCUCCUCCUCCUCCUCCUCCUCCAGCGUCUUCCGGGGCUUUUAAGGUGCCGAUGCCUCGCCGGAAUCCGAUCGCCGAAUGGGUUUUCGGCAACGAUGGGGUGGCCCGGAUUGUUCCCAUCUUCACCGGAGGGACCUCUCUGAUCUUGGUGCUUCUCAACCGAACCUUUUCUGGCAUUGCCCCCGUGGCCGAUGCGUCGAGUUCACAAUCGAGGGCAGAUAUACUGACCCUUGCUCUGGCAGUAACCAAUCUUCUUACUGGACUUGUUUGGUUGUCAAUCCAACCAAAAAAUAUUUCUUCGGUUGCUCCUCAUGGUAUAGAAUGCAGAUGGAUUGAUUCUGCUCUUCCUGAAUGUUCAGCUACUGAGUUGUUAUGGGCAUGGGAAUCUCUAUCAACUGCAACAUGUUGCAGAUCUUUCGUUGUUGUGCAUGGUGGAAAUUGUUUGCUCCAAGUAGGUGUUGCAGCAGAACCUUCAACUGAAAAUGGUGGUGUAUCAACCAUUGACGUACCUAGGUUGACUCAGGGGUCACUUUAUAGAACUGUCGUGGAAUCAGGAAAGCAAAGCUAUUUGGCCAACCUUUCUCUCUAUCCUGGGAGAACAGAACUACCCUUCUUACCAUCAAACACACAGGUUAAUAUAAGCGGCGUCGACGGCCUCCUCUACUCCGCUGACGGCGAGACAGGCGAGAUGGCAAUUCUUGACGCCGCCGACAGUGAGACCAGCGGGAUGGCGAUUUCUGGAGUUUGA